Molecule: messenger RNA, 873 nt
Organism: Akanthomyces muscarius
Lineage: Eukaryota; Fungi; Ascomycota; Sordariomycetes; Hypocreales; Cordycipitaceae
Exons: 1
Coding region: 1-873 (290 amino acids)
Source: RefSeq, a predicted model, not a curated record
AUGAAGCUCUAUGAUGCCCUCUCCGACGACCUCGCCAGCUGGGUCCGCCAGCAGCCCGUCUUCUUCACGGGCUCGGCGUCGACGCAUGGCUCACACAUCAACGUCUCGCCCAAGGGCCUCGCCGACUCGCACUUUGCCAUUCUCUCCCCGAACCGCUGCGCGUACAUUGACCGCAUGGGCUCCGGCUGCGAGACCAUCUCGCACAGCUACGAGAAUGGCCGUCUGUGCCUCAUGUUCAUGAGUUUCGGCCCCACCCCGCGCAUCCUCCGCCUCUUCUGCCGGUCCUCCAUUGUUGAGUGGGACAGCCCCAAGUUCCAGGACCUCGUGCGCACGGUGGCGCGGGGGUCGCGCCGAGAAGACUUUGACGGCGCGCGCGCCGUCGUCGUCUGCGACAUCUGGCAGGUCCAGACGAGCUGCGGCUAUGGCGUGCCGCGGGUCAAGAAGGGCAUAUAUGCGGCGGAAGAGGACAGUGCUGAUGGCGACGGCAAGGACGGCAAGACUGUCGUCAGCGUAGAGAAGGGCGGCGAUGCGACGGUCGACAUGGAAAAGCUCCUUCGCCAGGGCCAUGGCGAGAGCCAGAAGCUCACGGAACUGUGCGUCUUCGAGGAGCGCCCGCAUCUCGACUACUGGGCUGGCAGCAUGGUCAGCAAGAAUAGUGCGCACAAGUACCAGGCCGAGCACAAUGCGCGCAGCAUGGACGGGCUUCCGGGCAUGAAGACAGCCCGUCGCGACAACAAAGAGGUGCUCUGGCUGGGCGAUGCGGCUGCCUAUCUGCGGCGCACCUCUGCGGAGAAGGUGUCUCUGUCUAUUGGCUUUUUGCUUGGGGCAUUCUUCUGCUUUAUACUCGUCGCGCUGAACCUGGUGACACCUUGA